CCCCUGACCUGGGACUAGUACUCCCACAGAGGCCCGCCCGGUGGUUUGGUCCGCUUGGCCUACCGGGCCCGCCCGAGUUCGUCGGCCGCAGCUCUGCGGGCUCCUGGCGCCGCCUCCUCCCGGCCCGCCGAGGGCCGCGGCGCUUCUGUGGGUGGGGGAAGGCAGGACUGACGCAGAGUGAGUUUGCCUACGGUCAAGUUGAAUUUUUAUGCAAAUCGCCUCUCUUCUGUUUUGGUGAGUCUGAGAUGACAACAGCAACACGACAAGAAGUUCUUGGCCUCUACCGCAGCAUUUUCAGACUCGCGAGGAAAUGGCAGGCGGCAUCAGGGCAGACCGAAGACACCAUCACAGAAAAACAGUACAUACUAAAUGAAGCUAGAACGCUGUUCCAGAAAAACAAAAAUCUCACAGACCCAGACCUGAUUAAACAGUGUAUAGAUGAAUGCACAGCCAGGAUUGAAAUUGGACUGCAUUACAGGAUUCCUUAUCCAAGGCCAAUUCAUCUGCCUCCAAUGGGCCUCACCCCACUACGAGGCCGGGGACUUCGAAGCCAGGAGAAACUGAGAAAACUUUCCAAACCAGUAUAUCUCAAGUCUCAUGAUGAAAUUUCCUAAUACAGAAGAAAUUUAAUUUCUGAGAAUGAUGAGCCAACUACGUCUUGAAUGUAAACCAAAUAACAAAACCCUUCUCUUUGAUUAGGGGUAGAUAUUCAAAUAUCUUCUUAAGACCUCCAAAAUUGGUCCUCACCCCAUGACGUGUGCUUACACAUCACUAGAGUUUGUCAAGGUCUUGCUGCCUGAAUAGAUGACAUUAACUCUAGAGGUCAUGAACCUUACAUCCUCACUGAAGUCACCUUUGGAGACAAGCCUAAGGUGUAUGGGAGGAAGGCUGAAGGGUGACAAAGGUUUUCAUGGGAAUGGCAUUUGCCACACAUGCCAGCUAAUGCCAAGAACUUAGCCAGUUGCUACAAGUUCUUGUGGCUACUAUAAAGCUAUAUAACACCCUCAGAACACAUUUAGGACUUUUUUUUUUUUCAAGUUAUUGCUUAACAGUGGGUGUUUUUUGUGUGUGUUUUUCUGGUUGUCUUUUGACCCUUCCUCUUUCCAGAUAAACUCCCCUUAAAAAGCACAUCACUGGACUGAUCAUGGUUUUUCAUGGAAAUUUUAUGUGUGACCCAUUCCUGUCUUAGUUAAAUGCAUGUUUACCUUAUCUCAAAGCCUACAAUCACUUAGGAUCUGAAAAGCUCACUUGAAACUCAUACUAAAUUCAUUAUGAGUAUCUUACCUUAACAUAAUAGAAAACUACCAGGUCCAAGCUGGCUUUCAAAUUACGUCUAAACAGAAAUGAGACAAAUAGAGAUGAAAACACAAAGGAUUUAUACCUCUGCCUGUGUGCAGAAUGGUGAGAACCUUGUGGCAAGUAUUUGUAUAUCAGUGUCAUUCCCUCUUCUAAAGAGGAUGUGCAUCACCAAUAAAGAUAAAUAUCAAUUUUGA
This is a messenger RNA of Cynocephalus volans (Philippine flying lemur), 1493 nucleotides long. RefSeq names its product LYR motif containing 1 (gene LYRM1). The coding region runs from base 246 to 614 and encodes 122 amino acids. The transcript is spliced from 4 exons. The record is from RefSeq and is a predicted model, not a curated record. Gene Ontology annotation, cellular component: mitochondrion. NCBI's taxonomy places the organism in Eukaryota, Metazoa, Chordata, Mammalia, Dermoptera, Cynocephalidae.